Messenger RNA from Polyodon spathula (Mississippi paddlefish), 3762 nucleotides. RefSeq names its product family with sequence similarity 184 member Ab (gene fam184ab). Bases 24 to 3455 code for a protein of 1143 amino acids. Lineage: Eukaryota; Metazoa; Chordata; Actinopteri; Acipenseriformes; Polyodontidae. The record is from RefSeq and is a predicted model, not a curated record. The transcript is spliced from 18 exons.
ACUGCAUUUGAAGGAUUGUGAAGAUGGCGACUGGAACGGGCUGGCAGCAGUACUACAACAGUGCUGGCAAUUCUUCCACUGGAGCAGGGAAAUAUAAUUCUGGUACAACAUCAACAAUGUCCUACCAGACCGGGUUAAGUCUGGAAUACACCCCAGACCUUCAUCUUAAGAUAAGCAAGAAAAUAGCACAACUAACCAAGGUGAUCUAUGCACUUAACACAAAGAAUGACGAGCAUGAAGCUGCCAUCCAGAGCCUGAAAGAGGCCCAUGAGGAGGAGGUCCAGCAGAUCCUGUCUGAGACCCGUGAGAAAAUCUUGCAGUACAAGAGCAAGGUCAGUGAUGAGGUGGACCUCAGGAGGCGCAUCCAGUCCCUGGAGGAGUCCAUGGAGCUGCAUGAACGCAUGAAGCGUCAGGCCAUGGCUGAGUUUAAGACCUACCGGCAGCGGGUGGAGGACAUGCAGUUGUGCACUGAAGCCCAGCACACCCAGCAUGUGGUCACCAUGUCUCGGGAGGUGGAGGAGAUGCGCCGCAGCUUCGAGGAGAAGUUAGGCUCCUUCACACAGAUGCAAGCCCAGUUUGAAAUGGAGAAGUGCCUGGCCCUGGAGGAACUGCGGUCAGCCCACCGCCAGGAGAUCCAGGAGUUGCUGAGGGACCACCAGAGCCAGAAUGCCAACUACAGCAAAGACCAGGAGAAGCUUGGGCAACUGCAUAAAACUGAGGUGGAUUCCCUGACUGAGCAUGUCGAAGAGCUGAAAAUGGACAAGAAGAAGCUAGUGGAAGAGUACGAGGCCAAGCUGACAAAGGCCCAGGCCUUCUAUGAGCGUGAGCUGGAGGCCAUGAAGGGGACCCAGCAGUUGACAUCCGAUAAUCUGCUUGCCUGGAAGAAGACUGAGGCCGAGCUCAAAAAGGAGUUCCAGGCCCAGGAGGCGGCCCUGCAGAAGACACUUGGAAAGCUUCGCACUGAGCUGACGGUGGUUCAGGAGGAGGCUUGUGAAUCCAGAGAGAAGUCUCAGAAGCUUCAGUCCUCCCUGAAAACUGCAGAGAACAAUAUCAAGGGUCUCCAAAAGCAGCUAGAUGAAGCAACUCAAAACACUGGGAUCUUGAUGAUCGAACAGAAAGAGAUGGAAUGUGAACUGGAAGCCACUCGAGACAGAGUACAGCAACAAGCCACAGAAAUUCUCCUGAAAGCCAGUCAUAUUGGAAGCCUUCAGGCUAUGCAGAUGACCCACGAAGCUGCAAUAAGGGACCUGGAAUCAGAGAAGUCCAGGUUAAAAGAUAAAUUGGCACAUUUGGAAGAGGAGAGAGGUCUGCUGCAGAGCAAGUCACAGAGUAUGGAUGAGCGCCAAAAGCAACAAAUUCUGGCACUGGAGAAGGCCUUAAAAGAUGAAAAGCAAAGCUACGAGAAAGAGAUGGUGAACAUCCGGGCCAAAUAUGAAGAGGAAGCUGCUCUCUUCAAAGAGACUCAGGCUAAGGUACUAGAAGAGUUAUCUAAAAAACACAGAGCCACUGUAGAGACAACACAGACCACGGGGGAGAGAGAAAAGAAGAUGCUACAAAUGGAGAUGGAGCAGCAGUUCGAGAAGGAGAGACACUCUUUGGAAGAGCAGGAAAACCAACUCCGGCAGCAGUUGGAAAACCUGAGAGAAGAGCUGACAGCCAAACUCAGCACAGCCAACCAGGAGGUGUCUCGUCUACAAGAGCUUGUGAUAAAGAGUGAGCAGGGGCUUGGCUCAGCUGAAGGACACAUAUCCAGCCUGAAGGACGCCCAGGAAAAGCUGCAUAAUGAGCUGGACUCAACCAGAGCGAAUCUAAGAGAAACCAGUAACUCCUUAAAAACCCUACAGGAAGAGAUGGAUAAACAAAGGCAACAGCAUGAAGCAAGGCUGAUUUCAAUUAAAGAAGAAGAAAAGCUUAAAACAGACAAAGUUGCAUUGGAGCUGGAGUUGAAAUGGACAGAAACUCUAAGACAAGAGUGUAAGAAACUGCGUGAGGAGUUGAGAGAGGAACAUGAAGAGAAUAAGAAGUCAAUCAUGACUCGGCUCUCCCAGCAGAAGCAGCAGGAGAUGAACGCAGCCAAGGACAGCUGGCAGAAGAAGAUGGAGGACCUCCUUGACCAGAUCUCCUUACUGAAGCAGAGUCUGGAAAUGCAGCUUUCGCAGUCCCAGAAUUCCCUUCAACAGCUGCAGGCUCAGUUCAACCAGGAGCGAGACCACCUCAAGCAGCAGCUCCAGGAGAUGGAGGAGGAGCAUCAGCGUCAGGAGAGAUCCCUGGAAGAAGCCCACUGCAUUGACUUGCACAAUAUGGAGGAGGCCAAAGCACAAGAACUGAAGGAGCUGGAUGAGAGAUUGAGACUGCAGCACUAUGGAGAACUGCACUGCCUGAAAGAGGCCCACAGGCAGAGUAUUGACACCCUGAAACAGCAAUCGGAGCAAGAGCUCCAGACGCUCCGCUUUGAGCUGGAAGAUGAAGGCAAAGCAAUGCUUGCCUCUUUACGCUCAGAGUUGAACCAUCUGCAUGCAUCUGCAAUAGACCACCUCAGACAGACCCAUCAACAGGAAACAGCAGCUGCUAAGUUGGAACUAGAGAACGCAUUGGAACAGAGCAGGCGGCAGGAGAAGGAGCUACUGGGUCGCAUCUCUGAACUGCAGGAGGAAGUGAGACACAGGGAGAGCCAAAUCACAGAGCUGGAUGAAGAUAUCCAUUCUCUGCAUGAGAACAUCAGCACUCUCACCAAGGAACUGGAGUACAAGGGCAAGGAGGUUCUGAAAAUACGGAGCGAAGCCAACCAGCAGAUCAGGGUUCACGAGCAAGAACUGAACAAGAAACACGAGAAGGAGCUGAAUGAGAUGACCAUGGUCCAUGUUAGGGAGACUCAGAAUAUGCUGUUGGAUUUCAACAAGGCUCAAGAGCUUCUGAAGGAUAAGAUCACAGCAUUACAGAUCUUGUUAGAGGGUGCAGAAGAAAAGUUCAGAAACAGAGAGAGCCGACCUGAGGAUCUGCAGUUUAUUGCAGAGUUGAAGGACAUGGUGACUGAGAGGGAGUCACUUGUUAAGAAGCUUAUCGAUGAUAAGAAGUUUUAUCAACUGGAGCUGGUGAACAGGGAGACUAACUUUAACAAAGUGUUUAAUGCAAGCCCUAAUGUCGGUGUUAUUAACCCACUGGUAAAGCAAAAGAAAAAGAAUGACAAAUCAGCAAACAGAUUCAUCAGUGCUCCAAAUCUCAGUGCCCUGGAACCAGCGGGAACGGGGCAUGGGCCCCCUCAGCCUACCCGCCUAGAACCUAUUCCCAACUCCCCUAUUCACGACCUUGAGUUCAACAGUAGCAAACCUCUACCCCAACCAACACCACCGAAAGAGCCCAAGAAAUUUCUGAGCCCUCCUGAGGCAGAAGACCCGCCAGUUGACUCACCAGACCCACAGCGUCAAGAAUGGUUUGCCAGAUACUUCACUUUCUGAUACUCCGCAUGGGCUUUUGGACUCUGAUGUGUAGGACUUUGGAAGAGCAUGUCAAGAUAAACAUCUGUACUGAUAUAUACACUGUAUUAUGUUUAUUAAUUCACUGUGAAUGGAUUACUUGUUUGUACAGUGACAAUAAAUCUGUUUGACUUUUAUGCAAUUUCUGAAGUUGUGCAUAUGCUGCUAUAUAUUGUCUAAUGAUAUUGUGUUUUAUCUGUACCUUAUUUUAGAAUGGCACAGUACUGAAAGUUUGUUACAGCUGCAUAAUACAUUUUGGUAGAACUCAGUUGUUUGUAUGGUUGUCUGA